AUGGAGAUUGCCCAGAAUUUUAUGGGACCACUCGCCACAAAUACUAUGCGCAGAAUCAAUGAAAACGGAAAUGUAGUGGGCACUAUAAUAGUAAAUUGUGAAGGUUUUCCAGAAACUACGACUCUGGACAGUUUGACGGCGGCUACGUAUUCCACGCAUAUGAGGAACCUGUCGCAUCACGCGUCUAAUGCAUUGAAGGAAAUUUGUGGCAAAUGUAAUAAGUGGUUACAUGCGUUAUGUGCCGGUCUUACUUCUAAUCAAUUGAUCACCCUGAACUCCACCGAGGCUAUCGACUGGAAGUGUAGAACUUGCGCGGAAGGAACUAAAUCCAGGCGUCUGUCAUGUAUCAUGCCUGAUAUCGAGGAUGAAGGCGACGAUAAUACCGACCCUGAGUUUCUGAUCCCAGACAACAACAUGACGCAGCAAAUUUUACGGGAAAUAAGGAACGAAAUUAAGGACAUUGUUCAGUUUGAAUUACAACGUUCGCUUAAGUACUACUCCGACAAGAUAGACGACUAUGAGGAGCGCAUGAAAUUAUAUGAAACCAGGAUCAAACGGUCGAAAAUCAGGAAGUGUAACCAAUUAGAGCAAGCACAACUAUCCCAACAGCUGGAAGUCUGCGGAGUCAAGGAAGUGGAACGGGAAGACACGAUGGAAAUAAUAAAGAACGUGGCAUCUAAAAUUAACACCGACAUCUCCGACGUCAUCAAAGCAUAUAGAAAGAAGGUACCAGCCCACAAGCGUACUGAAUCUAAAAGGAUUGAAUCUCCACACAACCCCAUUACCGUUAUUCUGAGGAACGGUGUGCGUAGUGCUUGGCUGGAAGCGAGUAAGAAGGUAAAGUUCUCAGCUCGUGAUAUAGGAGCGGAAGGUGAACAAAAUCUAUACCUACGUGAGUCUUUAACACCGGCUACUGCAUACCUCCUGUGGAAGACAAAAUCAGAACUAAAGGUACGUCAUGGUUUUAAAUAUGUAUGGUGCAAGAAUGGAACUGUCUUAGCGAGGAAAUCCGAAAAUGAGAAAAUCAUUUCUUUUCACUCCUUACAACAGCUGGAAGUGCAUACUCGUAAACUAGAACAGUUAAAU
Molecule: messenger RNA, 1086 nt
Organism: Brenthis ino (lesser marbled fritillary)
Lineage: Eukaryota; Metazoa; Arthropoda; Insecta; Lepidoptera; Nymphalidae
Source: the annotation of a GenBank genome assembly